Molecule: messenger RNA, 3708 nt
Organism: Topomyia yanbarensis
Lineage: Eukaryota; Metazoa; Arthropoda; Insecta; Diptera; Culicidae
Exons: 1
Coding region: 407-1618 (403 amino acids)
Source: RefSeq, a predicted model, not a curated record
GGAGGAAUUAAGGAGAAAGAUACAAUAUAAGACGAAUACCAUGCAUCACAUAAGUUUAAUGCAGCUUAUAAUUUUUUCGCUAUUACUUAUGGGAUGCAGCGUUUUGGGCACAGCAACUCACGGAUUGAUUGCUUACGACUGUGCGAAUAUUGAAGUGAACAUGACUACUUACUCUCUGAUGGACGUAGCAUCUUGCAUACCACCAACAAAUAAUCUAACAACGACGGAGCUUAGAAUUCAAAUGCUUCAAAGAAAUUCAUGAAUUGAAGUAAAGGUGUUUCAAUGCAAAGUAAUAAUAAGGACAUCUAUUCGUCAUUGCGGAAUACAUUCACAUACUUCCGAUUACCAGCACUGCUAUGCGUACAUAGUUGAGGAGUUCACAUCUGAAGAAUGCCGUAAGACACACAUGAGUGGAACUGUGAUGUUGGCGAACAACGUGGCAAUUCAAGAAUUAAAAUUAAAUAGUACUACUAGAGGUCAGGAAUUAAUAGUAGGAAGCACAUUUGGAAGCUCAUGUGACGGAGGCGUCUACAGAACUAAGUUUUAUACCUGGACAGGAGCCUUGGUCUACUACGAAUAUGCAAUAUCACUUCAUGACUAUACAGCCACAGUGGACAUCGAAAACAAUCAAAUCAAUCUGAAAGGAGGUCUAACUUGUCCUUACACUCAUGGACGUUGUUUAGAUGCUGAAGAAGUAUAUUUAACCUGGGACAUCGACAUGAAUCGACGAUGUGAAGACAGUGAAUUCGAAGUCAUAUUCGAAGGAGUUGUAAAUAAGACUAAAAGCAACCAGAUAAAAUCAAUAGGAGAAGCCGUAGUAUACAGUACAACAUCAGAAAAGCAUCUAUUUUCGAUUAAAACGAAGGAGAAGACACUUAUAUGCGGACAUACUGGUUUCAAAACGGAUCACCCGAGAAUUCUGAUUAUGGAGUUAUCCGACAUUAGAUCGCCGUUUACCAGAAAACCGACAACAGGAGCCAACAACGAUUUAUUCACUUAUUUCAACUCCAAGAUUACAUUCGUGGAGAACUACAUUGGUCAAAAAUUGGACGACGUUUACCAAUCUGUGAUGGUAGAAAUGUGUAAGCUGGACAAGGCGCUUAUGGAAACCAAAUUGACAUUAGCAAGGAUCAACCCAACAGAGUUCGUCUCUAGUAUCAUUAAAAGGUCGGGAUACACAGCGGUUGUAGCUGGUAAAGUGCUUCACGUCAUUGAGUGCAAACCAGUAUAUGUUACACCCAGAGCAGAGGCUCGAUGUUUUCAAGAAAUUCCAGUUGAUUACAACAACAAAUCAAUGUUUUUGGCACCUGUAACACGAAUACUCCAAACUCGAGGAGUCGAGAUAGAAUGUACAUCAUUGCUACCAGCAAAGUUUAUGUUUGGUGGAAAAUGGUAUACAGCUGAUGGUCGAUUACGGGAAACUACACCACCAGAAAAGAUGGCAUCAGAUAUUGUUACAACUUGGUCGUAUACACCGCUCCCGAGUCUAAUGCAAAGCGGCGUGUACGAUGCUGACAGUCUUCAAAAGAUGAGAAAUAUGAUCUACGAGCAAGGCGAUCGCAGAGUAGCAACGAAUGUCUUUCAUAAGGUAAUAAUUGGACAACAACGAAUCGAAUAGGAUUUUCGCCGCGAUAUAUGAAUCACGGCAACAACACGUAGAUUUAAGAUAACUUCUGUAAAUAUUUUUGAAUAAAGCGAGAGUAGUCUUUGGAAACAGUGCGGCCUUAUCACUUAUCCGAAAACUUCUUCAAAUCUGACGAGAGUGCUUCAGUUUUGAUAGUUCUCAACGUUCGUUGUGAUAAUCUUUUGAUUUGAGCCUCGGAGUUUAGAAUAUAUCAUCCUAGUUGAUCCUCCCCCUUAGAUUGAAAACGAACAUUAUAAUUAACUAGUGUUCCAUACUCAUUCCUCAGGGAAUUUGUACGAAUUUAGUUGAUUGUAAAGGUUCAUAGAAGUCUCGCGGUGAUUUAUCACUGUAAGACAAUCUUACGAAAAUUAGUGGCAAGUCCCAACUUAAUAAAGUCGCCGCCUUCGCACGACUAAGUUGGACUUUCGAAAACCACGACUUUACAGUGAGACAAUUGAAGAAAUUGAGGUGUCGGUGACGGAGACAAUGAAACCGCGAAAAGCUGAACAGGACGCUUCGACAGCUGGUCGAACGAGUUGCGAUUGUGUACCGGAGGCAGUAUGCCUUGUCGCCGAGAUGAUCCCCAUCUACAUUACCCUGACGGAGGAUAUCAAGUGCUACAAACAAUGAAACGCCAGAAACGAUGAUGAGAAUCGAUUCGAUGGUGACGUGGCAGCAGGAAUGUGACAAUACGGAGAAAGGAAAGUAGUCCUACCGGCUCAUCCAAACCUGUCGGCGUGGGUCAAUAGAAAGCACGGAGAGAUGACCUUCCACCUGAAACAGCUCCUACCGAGCCACGGCUGCUUAAGGAGUAUCUUCGUCGGUGUAUGAGGGUACGCAACGUCAACACUGCUUGGAGUGUGAGAUCGUCGAGGAAACACCGGAGCGUCUUUGAAUGUCCGAGGUUUGAAGUGACGUGAGGACCGGACAUCAACCCGGAUAAUGUAGCCUACAGAAUGACAAGCGACGUAAAGACGUGGAACACAGUAAACAGAGAUAUGAUGUAGAUCAGUGAUACUUAACCUGGGGUCCGCGGACCCCCAGGGGGCCGCGAAGUCAUUGCUGAGAGUCCGUGAAGAAAAAUAUAUUUUCCGAGUGCAUAUUGAAAUUUCAAGUCAUGUUUCCUAACAAAUUGAAAAUAACAUAUUGAUAGCAUACAAAAUUGAUGUUUAUCUAUGGGGGUCCGCAGCAACCCAGUGUGAUAUCUAAGGAGUCCGUGGUACGAAAAAGGUUGAGAACCGCUGAUGUAGAUCAUGAUCGUCUUACAACGGAAUGGACAUCGAACAACGGUUUCGGGAGAGCAAUCACCGCCAGGGAACUCUCCGCAGGAAUAAGCUAGAUUCACCGCCGAGGACUAGUCGAGUAGACUGCAACAGAGCAGCGAGUAUAAGUCGUCGAUACGCCAGCGAACCGGACGUCACGCUCCAUGCGGAUUCGUCAGACCGACCACGGCACCCCACCGGUUGUUCCGAUAGAAAAAUAGCGAAAACCAAAGAAGAAUCGAUAUUGGGAGAACUUUUUUCGCCAGGGAACUCUCCGUUAGCGUAAGGUAGAUUCACCGCUGGAGACUAGACUGAGUAGACAGCGACGAGACACCACUAGUCGCGGGUCAUCGGCGCACCAGUGCACCGGACACCCUGCUUCACCAGAAUCGCCGAACUGACCUCGGCACCUAGCUGAUUAGCUCGAUCUCGGGAGAACUUCUCUCGUCGGGGAAUUCUCUGUCGGAGUAGGUUAGGUCCAUCGUCGGGGACUAGACCGAGCUGUUCGCGAACAAGUCGAGGAGCUGAAUGGAUCAUCAAGGAAGUAGUGCUAAAUGGCCCAAGAAGAGAACUAAAGGGCUUAAAGGAGUUGCGGUGCUAAAUGGCACCGGUCACGGAGCCAAAGGGCUCAAGAAGUUGUAGUACUGAAGAAUCGGUAUCGGGAGAACUUCUUCGUCUGGGACCUCUCCGUCAGCGUACAAUCAGAUUCACCGCCGGGAACGAGACCGCGUAGAUCGCGACGAUACACCACCAGCCGCGCCGGGGCUCCAGCAAACCGGAUGCCCUACUCUACCGGAAUCGCCGAACUGACCGCAGCACCUG